This is a messenger RNA of Conger conger (European conger), 5003 nucleotides long. Its product is annotated as TSC22 domain family protein 2-like. The record is from RefSeq and is a predicted model, not a curated record. The transcript is spliced from 4 exons. Bases 635 to 2848 code for a protein of 737 amino acids. Gene Ontology annotation, biological process: regulation of transcription by RNA polymerase II. NCBI's taxonomy places the organism in Eukaryota, Metazoa, Chordata, Actinopteri, Anguilliformes, Congridae.
UUGUCGAGUGGGAGAGGAGGGGAGGCAGUUUGUGAAUUUCAGUUCCCUGGAGCCCGGAGGGAGAGAACAGGCAGAGUCCGGCAAGGCUACGUUUGAUUUGAGACUUUACGAGUGUCGGACGGCUUUAUCGAUUUUGACUGACCGCUCGGAGGCGAAGAUGGGCGUGUUUACAUGAUGUCGUGCGCCCUGGUUCCCAGGUUAAAAAAGUGCUUUAAAAAGAGAGAGGUGGACAGCGGGUCCGCCUCAGACUGACGUAGCUUCAGCAACUGCUGAGCCGUAUCUGCGACAGCGGCCUGCUAGCAACUCCAGAGCCGGGACAAUACCUUACAAAGCAGGCCGACUCUUAAAAGACUGUAGAAAGAGACGCGGAGCGGCUGAUGGAUGGCUAGCUAACUACACUGGAAUAGCGUCUCGUCAGAGUUCAGAAGAUUGGGAUUGUAUGUUUUUUGCGAAGGCAUAACAUGCAACAGGAGAGGAGAAGUAAGAUGACGUAUAAUCGUCUCGCUAACAGUUGUUGUAAACUGUGAUAUUGUCACCAGAUAUUGUAUUUCACUAUUCGGGUGAUAUUUAGACAAGACUUUAUAAAAUUGUACUCUGCCUAGAAAGAGCGGCGUCAUCAACGUAGAUAUUCAAAAUGUCUAAAAUGCCGGCGAAAAAGAAGAGUUGUUUUCAGAUCACCAGUGUGACACAGGCUCAGGUAGCGGCCAGCAGCAUCACUGACGACACCGAGAGUUUAGACGAUCCGGACGAAUCGAGGACUGAAGACGUGUCGUCGGAAAUAUUCGACGUGUCCAGAGCGGAUUUCGAACCGGAGGUGUGUGACAGGAGCUCGUCUGAUGAAACCAUAAACAACGUUGGAGGAGGGGAGUCGGAGGCCCACGGCGUUAUGGCAUUGCAUAUACCUCAAGACGGACAGCUACCGGCAUUAUCAGGUCCUCCGAACGGGGGGUUUGCUUUCAGAAGCACAGCGGUCGCAGGCGUCGCUCAUGUCAGUCCGCACGUUUUGGCAGCGAGUGCGCCGGCGGGCCCGCCCCCUGCCACAGUCCUGCAACAGUCGGCCCCGGUCGGCGCCGGUGGGACCGCCAAUGUGACGAUAGGCACGUCACAGCCGCCCCCCGCCGCUGCCCCCACCCCCACCCCAACCCCCGCCCCCACCGUGGCCGCCAGCACGACGACUACUACCGUAAGCUGCAGUUCUCGCUUCAGGGUCAUCAAACUUGAUCACGGUACGGGAGAACCCUUCCGGAGGGGCAGGUGGACUUGCACAGAGUUCUACGACAAGGAUCCGGAAGGCAACUCGGUGAUCUCUAGGACUGUGGAUAAGCCCGCCGCCCCCUUGGACCCGACCCCGGAGAGAGAUAGCGGCCUUGGGGCGACGGGAAGCUCGGUGGUGGCCACUUCUGCGCUGGCGGCCCAGGGGCCCGAGUCCUCAGCCGACGCUUCCGGGUUGACCCCCGCCCACCUGCACCCGGUCGACCCGCAGCAGCUGGGCUACGGCAUCGGGCACCAGCCCUCCACCGCGGCCUUCCAGCCUCCCGGCUACGCUGGCGGCGCCCAGCCCGCGCCAGUCCCACAUCCUGUUCCUGUCCCGGCACAGCCGCAGGUCAGCGUGCCGCAGCAACCGCCCCUCUCCGCCGCCCCCCAGACCCUCCUCCCGCCCCGCCCCAACGGCGUGCCUGUGCAGAAAUCUCCCAGCAUGCCCCCCGCCUCUCAGGGCCAGCAGUUCGCCUACCCCGCUGCCCACCACCUGGCCUCGGUGAGCCCCGUCGGCCAAACGGAUUACCGGCCUCCUCUGCAGCAGCCCCUGCUCCUGUCCGUCGCGACCUCGCUCCCCGCGGGGCCCCCCGUCAGCCAGGGCCCCUCGCCCAUCAUGACCCCCGCCGUCGCCGGGGCCCAGGUGCUGGGGCUCCCUGUGCAGUCGGGGGAACCGACCGCGGUCUCGUUGCCGGGCAGCCAGCCUCCGCCUCCCGUGCAGGGGGUCCUGCAGCAGCCCCCGGCAGUGGGCGUGGCCGGUCCCGCUGGAGGAGUGGUCCCGCAGCUGCCCUCGGGAUUGGCCGGGGUCGCUCCGCCCUCGGUUGCCGUCGCCGCCCAUUCGGUGGCGCCCCCCGGUGUUCAGAACGUGCCUACCGCCGUGCCGGGCCCCUCCAGCACUCCUUUGACUCUGCAGAACCUGGGCCCCUCCGUGGCCGGACAGCUGUUCCAGGGCGCCCGGGGAGGGGUCGCCGGUUCCGUUUUGGGGCUUGGGUUCGGACAGCUCCCCGCCGUCGCCCCCGACAACCGAAGGAAGUCCGACACCCUACCUCAGCCCGCCGGCGUCUCCGGGAAAGACGUCGGCAAGCCCCUGAUCCCGGAAAGCCUGCAGCUCCACGCCCCCUCGGUCAACAGCUUGUUCGGAAUUCCGAUCUCCCUGGACGGGGAUGAGGACAGGAACCCUUCCACCGCUUUCUACCGGGCCUUCCCCCUCGGCCGUGCGCAGGACUCAAAGAGCCACGGCGAUAGUGCAUCUGGAGCGAGUGUUGUAGCCAUCGAUAACAAAAUUGAACAGGCAAUGGAUCUGGUGAAGAGCCAUCUGAUGUACGCGGUGCGAGAGGAGGUGGAGGUGCUGAAGGAACAGAUCAAAGAGCUGUACGAACGGAACUCUGUCCUGGAGCGGGAGAACGCCGUGCUCAAAUCGCUGGCCAACAGCGACCAGCUAUCGCAACUCUCCUCCCAGCUAGCCAGCCCAGGCAGCACGUCCCCGCAGCAACCGGCCGCCGGCUCCGCCCCCGUCCCCGCCCCCGCCCCGCAGGAGGCAGGCCAGCCCCUCCCCCUGCCCCUCCCCCACCAGCCCAACGUCUCCUCCGCGUGAGGCCCGCACUUUUCUCCGCCGGGGGGGACGGACAGGACUGCACCGCGCCGAAAAACAAGCUUAAGACCCGCUUCCGACACCAGUUUAAAAAGAUUUAACAGUAAUAAUAAUUACAGAGAAAAAAAAAAAAAGAAAAGUAAAUCAAGUCUGUGUUGUUUGCCACGGUCCGCUCGCCAAUGCGAAGGGCCACGCUUUAGUGUGUGUGUGCGGUUUGGGCCUUCCCUGUGUUAGACAAUCAUCAGAGAGCUUUUUCUUUUGCCAUGGUAUCUAAUGGGCGGGGGGGCGGAGUUAGGCUGCGUAUAUGGGCGGGGCCAGUCGCCCAGAGGGGCGGAGUUGAGCCAUACCCGGUGGUGACGGCAGACCGGCCGCAAGAGAGCCCAGCCAGCCAAUCGCGUCCGACCUUCCCCCCCCCCCCACCCCAACUCAUCGCCUGUUGGCAGGAGGGGGGGGGGCGUGGCUUGUGGAACCUCCGUAAGAAGAGGGAGAGAGAACUGUUCAAUGGAUGAGGGUGGUGCAGGGGGUUGUGGGUAAGGUGGGUGAAGGGAAUGGAAUUGAGCCUUGCUGUUCGUGUUGCGAGAAGUGCGCUUCUUCUAAGAACCACACCAUCCUUCCAACAUGAAUCAAAUCCGCAUACAUCGCGUUUAAAGUUUUACUGUUUCCAUUUUUAUUUAUUACAGGGCUGCUAUUUUUCAUAAUGUAAAUGAACAAUGCCACAGAUUAUGUUCUAUUCAAGAAAAAAAUAACAGACUUUCUUUUGGUUUUACAAACGUUUCAAAUGUAAAAUAAUUGGACACAUUGGAUGGGCAAUGAAUUGCAUAAACUAGUCAAAUAUAUAGGCAAUAAUAAAGUAAGUCCUGGUAUAGGUCUAACACUAAAGGCAAUUUAACUUUGGGAUUGUUUAUUUACAGUAGUUAAGAUCCAGUUUGAAUGUACAUUUUGUAUAGAGUGUAAAGUAUUAAGAGCAUAGCAAGUUUGUACAGGUAAACACCAGUUAUUGUGAUAUGAAAUCUAAAAUGAAUCUUUGGUGGGAUAUUUUGAUGAAGAAUACUAUUCAUUUCUGUUUCUAGUUUCUUUAUCUUCGAAUGGAAAAGUAAUUGCCAUACUCCCCUCUAUCAUUUUAAAAUGAAAACAAAUAUUUGUGCAUAUUUUUCAGGGGUGGGGGGAAAAGAAAGCUGUGAAUUUGUUCAACCUACUUUGUAACCAAAGAAGCAAAGCUGUGUAAUUCAAUUUUUAUUUUGUAAUGCACACUAUAUAUAUUUUUAGUUUUCAUUUUCUUACUUUCUCCUUCACAACAAAGAAUCUUUUUUUUUUUCCUGUUUGUUUCUCUUUAGCAUGUUCUGCAUGAUCGAUAAUCUUCGAACCACUUUCUUACCUCAUGGUUUAUCCAGCACUCUUCUUGUAAUAAAGUAGUCUGUGAACAAUGUCAAUCGAAAUGACAGAGGCGAGAGCUGGAUCUGGAGCUGGAGAAUACGAGAGCUAGCCGCAAGGGGGAACCCUAGUGUUACACACACGGGACACAGAAAAAUGAAGUGAGCCAUCUUUUGUUCAUGUAAAUGGUGUUUUGAAUUUCAUAUGCAGAAAAAAAAAAUACUUUUGUUACAUUGCAAAUUUUAAUGUAUUUAAUAAAUGCGACGUUCAGAUUCGAAGUGUAGUGUACACUGAGUAUUUAAAUUAAAACGACAAAAAAAUUGUACAUUUCAUAAAAUGCGAUUUGAACCCAGUAAUUUCUGUAUGGGAAAAGUAUGGUGUGUUCUCUCUGUUUGGUGUUGAUUGUACCUCCAGUUGACUUCAGACGACAGCUUGUCGCGUCGUUAUGGUGUCUGUCCCGGAAGCAAAGGUCCUUGUACAAUCAUUGAAUCAGUGACACGCCUUUAACUGGGCGAAUGUGACUGCGACUGGUCAUGGGGAUCUGUUCUCAAUUCUGAAGGAAGUAUGGUAUACAAUCAAAGUGUACACUGUACUGUAUGGUCUUGAUCACUGAGCCUUUAGUGGUAACUUGAGCGUACCCAUGUAAUGUGCUGUUCUGCCAAUUUUAAUUCUCCAUCAAAAAUAAAUGACUGUUUUAUUAUUAUUAAGAGAUUUAUCAUCAAAGCUUUGGAGUGAAGUGUGAACUGGGAAUACUUUUUUUUUUUAAAUAAACGAUUGAGAAACCGAA